AUGCGGCCAGUGCCUGACAUGUCACCACUUCCCCGAAAACAUUCUGCGGAUCUCCCCUCCUCGAGCCCUACACUAGAUCCCCGCUCCGCCGCCCCCGCAACCUUCUUUCUCUCCCGCAAUCCGUACGCCGAUGAGGAGGAUCGCAGCCCCUCGCCAGAUGCGACCGGCGAGGUAAAGGCAAGCAUGUAUGGAGUCCAAAGCCUCACUGAAAGCUUUGGUCAACCAGAAAUACCUACCAGUCCACAAAGUGUCCCCAGCGCAUUCAGUCAAUGCACGCGCAGCUCCUCAUCGGGAUCGGACUCGCCACAAGAGAUAAGGUGCUCGCGGCGCCGGUCUACCAUUAUCCAACUGGGUCAAGCCGAGAUACGAGAUUCCUCAACACAGCCACCAUCUUCCGAGAUACUGUCCCGUCCUUUGACACCCUUCCAUCCGGAUGAACCACUGUCGUUACCGAGCAGCCCAAAAUCCAUCUCUAAUCGAUCGUUGCGACAUCUGGACGAUGUGUCCAUCACCGAGGAGAUCAAUAGCCAGGCAAUGGCUUCGGGCGAUGAAGAGGAAGACCAGACCCGAGCGUCACCACGACUGGGGUUUGUGGGUGCUUCGCAGCUGAUCAUGCCGAGUAUUAAGAUGCCCAGUCGCCGACCGUUUACGGAGCGGGGAAAGGCCAUGGGGAGGUUCAAGGUGCUGGUAGCUGGAGCCCCCGGAUCUGGCAAGACUUCUCUGAUCAAGGCGAUUGUCCAAACAUGCGAGGAUAUCGUUCACGUUGAUUCUAUCGAUGUUCCUUCGUCGGUCAAUCCGCUGGACAGGCGCCGAGCUGCACGUCUCCACUCCGGUCCGGUCCCCACUCGCGGAAUGCCCACUUCCAUCACCGAGAUCUACGCUAGUACCAAGCCCUAUCCGCCGUGGUGGUCGGAUCUUGAAGAUUCGCGAGUGCUUCGACGCCGGAAAAGCAUUGGCGAGAUUGUGCUCGAGCGGAAUCUAUGUUUUGUGGAUACCGCUUCCACGGCGUUGAGUCAAGCGGGCCAAACGCAUUCGAUUUUGCAAUACAUGCGACAGCAACUACAACGAGCCGCUCUUGCAGGAUCGGGAUCGGGUUCUGAUGUGGAUUUUCAGAAUCUGCUCGCUGGGAAUGGCGGUACUCAGGUGGACCUGGUUUUAUACUUGAUUGCUCAAGACACUUUAUCCACGGACGUAGAGUGCAUUCGCAAGCUAUCCGAACUGAGCAAUGUGAUUCCUCUCGUGGCCAAAGCGGAUACCCUGACGCCCGAAGCUAUCCUUGCCUUGAAGGAGGCGUAUCGACAGCAGGCCCAGGAUGUCGGCACUAAACCCUUCUUCUUCAGUAGCAACUCACCGUUUGGUGUAGACAAUGCAGCGCCACAACCUCCAUAUGCGAUCUCGUCGGAGAAAACCACCGAUCUGGAAGUCAUGGAUGCAAGCACGUUGAUGAGUCCUGAUUAUGAACAGCCCCUUGUCUCCUCCGAGCUGGGCGUGUUGGUAUCGAGCAUGUUUGACCGGGACAACCUCGCCUGGUUGCGUCACUCGGCCGCCAAGAAACUCAUCCAAGGACGCACUGACUUUGGACCGAGCUCAUCACCUGCGAGCUCAAGAGACACUCAUCAACAUGAACAUGUACUUUCUGGCAUCUCGUCUCCAAGCUCGGGUUGGAGGUCUCCGCCCGGCACCUCGCUGAACGCCUCGGUCUGUUCGUUGGGUGAUCCAAUCCCGACAUAUACUCUCGCUCGCUUGGCCGAUUACACGCGCCACGAAGAGCGCAUCGCCCAGGUGCGACUGGCUCAAUGGGCCACCGAUCUCCAACGUAGUCUUCAAAACGAGCGCGAGAGAUACGCCGCCCUUGCACGAGGCGACCGGGCCGUCUGGCUGACCGAACGACUCAACGAGUGUGUGAUUGACGGCUCUCUCGUCCCCGUUGGCCAGACAGCGACAGACGUGCACCGCGGUGUGAUGAAAGAGAUGCGUUCACGUGGUGGCAAUGGCCACCAAAAGUACCGCAUGGCCGGACUCAGCGCACAUGACCCGUUGGGCGUGGUGAGCUGGAUCGAUGACCUCGGCCGACGUGGUUGGAUUCUGGUGCAAAUCGUGGGUAGUGUUGGUGUUGUCGGGGGUCUGGCACUAUGGGCAGCCCGGUCUUGGGGAUUUCCAACCAAGAGUCUAGCCGAACUUCAUCUUGAUCACUGGCCUGGAAGUAUGGAGCAGUGA
Molecule: messenger RNA, 2217 nt
Organism: Penicillium diatomitis
Lineage: Eukaryota; Fungi; Ascomycota; Eurotiomycetes; Eurotiales; Aspergillaceae
Exons: 3
Coding region: 1-2217 (738 amino acids)
Biological process (GO): cytoskeleton-dependent cytokinesis
Cellular component (GO): septin complex; cell division site; microtubule cytoskeleton
Molecular function (GO): GTP binding; GTPase activity; molecular adaptor activity
Source: RefSeq, a predicted model, not a curated record